AUAGCUGUAGAUAAAUUGUACGAAUUCGUAUCAGACACGAUAUAUGAUAGUCGUGUGGCAGCAGACACGAUCGCAGAGAUGGUGUUUUGUGCAGUUCGGACGUAUCCAGCCGAAUCGUUGGAACGUUUUCUGAAUCUGAUCAUGCGCAAGCUCUCUGCAGCAAUUACAGAGGAGACGUAUAAUGAAGAGGAGGUCGACUCGACAAUAAUCUGGUACUUGGUAUUAGCCACACAGUUGGUUCGUGUUUCGGGGUUGUAUGUGGUUCGAUAUAAGGAUCGUGUAUUGCAACUUCUGCGAUUGAUUGUUCCUUUGAGAUGUCGGAAUGCUUACGAGCUGUCGUGUAGUGCGUUGGAGAACGUUUUGAUCGUAUUGACGAGUGUUUAUUCGGAUAACAAUGAACUGAAUCGUGAGGUAUUGGAUCAGCCACUGGAGAAGUAUCUACCGGUUCGGAAUUGGGCGAAGACGGCGAAUCGAAAUUCGUUAAGUAUGCGUUGGCAUAUUCCGAAUGAAGAUGAGAUGCGUUUAGCCGGGGCGAUUCUCGAUGAGUUCUUCUAUCCGGAACUGGAGAAACUCAACAAUCCAGACUCACUUUCGAAGACGGAGAUGUUACAAAGUCUAGCGGUCGUCAGCAGUUGUCUGUCGGGAAUCUCGGCAUCUUUGCCUGCCCUAUCGGGUCCACUAUUGAAAUUCAUUGACACACCAGUGAAGUUCUAUCCAUUCGAAUUCCUUGCGGCACCAUCUUCGUUGAAACCACCAACUCGAAACGGUGAGAACAUUCGUGAUUUUGUGUUGAGUCGAAUGACGGCCGUUGCGGAUUAUCUGUUGAGAAAUCGUGAAGAGGACACGAAAUCGUUGAGUGCCGUUUGCAAAAUACUCUACAUUAUACUGUUCCAACGAGGCAUCGAUAAGGCGAAAUACGAAGCUCAAAACCAGAACUAUAGCGUAUCGAAACGCAUUGUCGGUGACUCUGUGCGAGGCAAUCGUGCGAAUAUUGAGCUGGUCACCUUCGAGUAUAUUCUACUGCAACACAAUAAACGUUUGUUGGCUCGUUCCGGUUAUUUGGUCACAGAGCGACAUUUGCAAACGAUGAAACUUCUCGUGCGAAUUUCCACAAGUGCCUAUAGUGCUGUACGAAUCGAAGCUCAGCGCGUUCUGGACUGUUGUAUACAGAAUUUUCCGUACGCUUAUUUGCACAUUAUUGAUGAUGUUUUGCCUCUGCUCAAAGAAUCUCCUGAUAUCACGCAUAAACAAUUCAAGGUUUGUUUGAUGGAUCAGUGCUGA
Messenger RNA from Anisakis simplex (herring worm), 1281 nucleotides. Lineage: Eukaryota; Metazoa; Nematoda; Chromadorea; Rhabditida; Anisakidae. The record is from the annotation of a GenBank genome assembly.